Molecule: messenger RNA, 4692 nt
Organism: Purpureocillium lilacinum
Lineage: Eukaryota; Fungi; Ascomycota; Sordariomycetes; Hypocreales; Ophiocordycipitaceae
Biological process (GO): transmembrane transport
Cellular component (GO): membrane
Molecular function (GO): ATP binding; ABC-type transporter activity; ATP hydrolysis activity
Source: RefSeq, a predicted model, not a curated record
AUGAGCGAAAGCCUCGUCCUGCCGCUCUCUGCAGCUGCAGUGGCCUUUGCAGGGCUUGCCACGCUCCCCGGUGCUUUUUCCUUCCUCAGCCAGGCUCGCAAUCGCACGCCCAAGGAUAAUUUCUACGAGGACGAAGACGGCAAGAGCACUCCGGAGGCUGUUGCCGCCUUUUCCAACAAGGGCCCCAAGACCGCAGUCGUUCUCUUCGCGGCGCUCGGCUUCGGCCUCAUCACCGCCGCCUCGGUCAUCGCGACUCUCGGCGACGCCAAGCAUGGCUUGUUACUCGAGUCGUGGCUCCUCACCGGUGCCUGGGGUGCUCUCCUCGCCCAGGCCAUCUUCCUGGCCUCCCAUCACUCGCCCGUGCGAACGCACAAUCUAGGUCUUUGGGCCUUUUUUUCCAGCCUCUUCGCCGCAAUCGCAGCAUCAUUUCAAAUACUGAGCGUCGGCCAGCACGUCCAUGUCCGCGAUGACGUCCCCUUUAUUCUGCGCAUUGUCAACUUUGGCGCCAACAUUGCUCUCAUGUUCGCCUCCAUCUCGAUCCCCCGACGACCUCAGGUCUACUACAAAGACAAGCUUGUCAGCCCCGAAUGGACGGUCUCGACGAUAAACAGGUAUACUUGGACUUUUGGUGGAAAGAUUCUGGCAAUGGCCCGCAAGAAGGGCGAUCUUGACGGAAAAGACAUCCCGCGACCAGACAGCCAGAUCCGGGCCGAGAACCUCGUUUCCCGAUGGAUCAGGGGCAAUCACACCGGCAGUCUUCUGCUCUCGCUUUUCCGCGCCUACGGUGGCCGGUUGGCGAUUCAAUGGGCGGUUCUUCUCUUCCGAUGCUGCCUAGGCAUCGGUCCAUUCUGGGCCAUGCUGCGACUCGUGCAGGCAUUGGAGCACAAGGAGGAGGCGGACAAGACACAACUUUGGCUUCUCAUCCUCUGCAUGGGCGUCUUUACGAUGGCAGAGCAGUGGAUCGACGGUUGGAUUGUGUGGUUCUCCAUCACCAGACUGUGCAUGCCCAUCCGAGGCCAGCUUUCUGCUCUCGUCUUCAACAAGUCGCUGAGACGCAAGAACGUCAAGUCGGCCGACAACGCCAAAGACGACGACAAGUCUGGCGAGGAUGGAAAGAAGGACGACAACGAUGACGACAAGGACAAGGACAAGGACAAGGAUGACAAGGAAGAGUCCAGCGUGUUGAAGUCGCGCCAAGCCAUCGUAAACCUGGUUGGCGUGGACUCGAGGCACAUCGCGGAAUUCGCCAUGAUGCAGUUCUUUCUCAUCAACAGCGUGGGAAAGCUCAUCGUCUUCUCCGCCUUUCUCAUUCAACUCAUCGGCUGGCUUCCCUUCGGUGCGGGCAUUCUCGCCUGGGCCCUUGUGCUCCCCGUCAACACAUACGUUUCCAAGAUAUACAUGAAGGCCGAGGACCAGCUCAUGAAGAACCGAGACAACAAGCUGGCCGUCGUCAACGAGGCCCUGCUCGGUAUGCGCCAGAUCAAGUUUUCCGCCAUCGAAGGCCAAUGGGAGAAGAAGAUUCUCGAGAUGCGAGAGGCCGAACUUCGAACGAUCAAGAGGGUCUUCACCGCCGACUCCGUCUUGUUCUUCUGCUGGGUCACCAGUCCUAUCCUUCUCGCGGCCGCAUCCCUCGCUACGUAUGCUGCUAUCCAUGGCAUUCUGGCCCCCUCGGUUGCGUUCGUCAGCGUGGGUAUUUUUAAGAGCUUGGAGGUGUCGCUCUCAGUCCUCCCCGAGCUACUGGCUGGCGGUAUGGACACUUUGGUAUCUGUCCGACGAGUCCAGAAAUAUCUCGAUGGUCCCGAGAUCGAAAAGGUCGUUUCCGAGGGACCCGACGUCGCCUUCGAAAACGCAUCAAUUGCAUGGCCGGUUGAUGGCGAGGUCCCCGAUGAGGAUCGAUUUAUCUUGAACAACGUCAACCUGUCAUUCCCAGAGGGUGAGCUGUCUGUCAUUUCAGGAAAGACAGGAACCGGCAAAAGUCUCCUCUUGAGUGCACUGCUCGGAGAGGCUGACCUGCUUGAGGGCUCAAUCUACAUGCCCACGACUUUGCCGCCUCUAGAGCGAAACGACGGCAAAGCCCACCCCGGUAACUGGCUUCUUCCUGGCUCCGUUGCCUAUGUCAGUCAAACUCCAUGGCUGGAGAGCGCCUCUUUCCGAGAUAACAUUCUGUUCGGCUUGCCAUACCUAGAAGACCGCUAUAAUACCGCACUUGACGUCUGCGCGUUGAAGAAGGACCUCGAAAUCCUACCAGACGGCGACCAGACGGAGCUUGGCGCCAACGGUAUCAACCUCAGCGGCGGGCAGAAAUGGCGUGUCACCCUGGCCCGUGCCAUCUACUCGCGAGCAUCCAUCCUCAUCAUGGACGAUAUUUUCAGCGCUGUCGAUGCACACGUCGGUCGCCAGAUUUUCGAGAACUGCAUCUCGGGCGACAUCUGCAAAGGCCGCACUCGCAUUCUCGUUACCCACCAUGUCGGUCUCGUUGACUCCCAGACCAAGUACAUCGUGGAACUGGGUGAAGGAACCGUCCUUCACAGCGGCCUCACGUCCGAUCUCGCUGAGGAUGGCACGCUUCAGAAAAUCAAGAGCCACGAGCAGCCUCAAGUGGUAAUCCAAGUUGAUGAAAAUGGCGACGGGCCAACGGCUGUGAACUCGGAGGAAACGUCUGUGCUGGAACCCACAGAGAACGAAGAAUCGACGGUCAACACGUUGCACAAGGUCCCUUCCAAGACUGGCAAGAAGUUUGUUGUAGAUGAAGCGCGUGAAAAGGGCAUGGUCAAGAAACAUGUCUACGCCACUUACAUGAAGAGCAGCGGUGGCUGGUUCUUCUGGGGCGCUUGUGCCAUCCUCUACGUUUCGUUUGAAGGCAUGAACCUUGGACGUAACUGGUGGCUACGCAUUUGGACCGACGACCAGGAGGAAAGCGUUGCCAUCUCCAGCUCUGGGCAUCAGCACGGCAUGGCGUAUGGCGUUUCGCUGCAGCACAGCACCAUGCAUGCUGCCUCUCACAUGCAUGUCUCUGCACAUGAGCACAAGUCGCUGUCCUUUUAUCUCGGCGUAUACAUUGCGUUAUCCGCUUCCAGCGCUAUCAUCGGAACUGUGCGCUUUCUGUGGACCUUCGUCAUCAGCAUCAAGGCAAGCAGGACGCUCUUCAAGAGGAUUCUGUUUACUGUCAUGCACACCAAGCUCCGCUGGCUCGACACCGUUCCCGUCGGCCGGAUUCUCAACCGUCUCACCGCCGACUUUGACAUCGUCGAUAGCCGCAUCACCAUGAGCUUGGGCUUCAUGUUCUGGCGUAUUCUGGGACUUGUGGGUGUUUGCGUGGCGGGCAUCCUUGUGUCGGCAUAUAUCAUUCCUCUUGCAAUCGUCCUUCUGCUUUUUGCAGCCGUCGUUGGCAAGACCUACUUGGACGGCGCGCGUCCCAUCAAGCGCCUCGAAAGUACGGCCAAGUCGCCCGUCUUCGAACUGUUCAAUGCAUCACUUGCCGGAGUGUCCACGCUCAGGGCGUUCCAAAAGACUCACGUCUACGUCGACCGGAUGUAUAACUUGCUGGACAGCUGGGACAACCUUAGUGUGUACAACUGGGUCCUGAACCGAUGGCUUGGCUUCCGCAUGGCGCUCAUCGGGACUGCCUUCACUACUACCGUCGGAGCAAUCGUUGUAGGUUCGUCCUUCAUUGACGCUGCCAUGGCUGGCUUCACCAUGUCGUUCGCUUUGGACUUUUCAGGCAACAUGCUCAUGGCUGUCCGUGGUUAUGCAAACCUCGAACUGGACAUGAACGCAGCCGAACGCGUGAUAGAGUAUUGCGAGCUUGACACGGAGGAUUUGGAGGGCGAGGAAUCCCCUGCUGCGUGGCCAACUUCGGGCAGGAUGGAAGUGGAUGGCCUUGUUGCCGGUUACGCCCCGGAUCUUCCGCCUGUGCUGAAGGGCAUCUCGUUCAGCGUCAAGAACAACGAGAGGAUCGGUGUCAUUGGCCGCACCGGCGCCGGAAAGUCGUCCCUCACCUUGGCGCUUUUCCGAUUCCUCGACUCGCGGGCAGGCUCCGUCUUUAUUGACGGCAUCGACAUUUCCAAGAUCAAACUGAGCAGCCUGAGAUCGCGCCUUGCCAUCAUUCCUCAGGACCCUGUGCUGUUUUCUGGCACAAUCAGAAGCAACUUGGAUCCUUUCGACGAGCACACCGACGACGAACUGCGCGACUGCCUGUCCCGAGUUCACCUUGUUGACUCGCAGCCCGUGACACCUGCCAACGAGCCGUCGUCGGCCGCCAACUCCACGCCUGGGUCUACGCUCGCACCCAAGAACGUCAACAUCUUCCGCGACCUCCAGAGCGGCAUCUCCGAGUCCGGUGGCAACCUGUCGCAGGGCCAGCGCCAGCUGCUCUGCAUCGCCCGCGCCAUCAUCUCGCGCCCCAAGAUCAUGGUCCUCGACGAGGCCACGUCUGCCGUCGACAUGGCGACGGACACCCUCAUCCAGCGCAGCAUCCGCGAGGAGUUCACCGACAGCACGCUGCUCGUCAUCGCGCACCGCCUCAGCACGAUUGCCGACUUCGACCGCAUCCUGGUCCUCAGCGAGGGCACCGUCGCCGAGUUUGGCACGCCCCGCGAGCUGUGGGACAAGGGCGGCAUCUUCAGGGACAUGUGCGCGCACAGCGGAGAGGCAGAGAAGCUCAAGUCUGUUGUUCUAGGACAGUCGAACUGA